This is a messenger RNA of Quercus lobata, 4364 nucleotides long. Its product is annotated as fanconi anemia group F protein (FANCF). The transcript has 13 exons. The record is from RefSeq and is a predicted model, not a curated record. The coding region runs from base 104 to 1507 and encodes 467 amino acids. Gene Ontology annotation, biological process: interstrand cross-link repair. NCBI's taxonomy places the organism in Eukaryota, Viridiplantae, Streptophyta, Magnoliopsida, Fagales, Fagaceae. Gene Ontology annotation, cellular component: Fanconi anaemia nuclear complex.
UCUUUUACUUGAAAAUAUAUUUUCUUUCUCGACUACUUUGCUUUACUUUCCAAGGGAGUUUUCUUUCACGGUGAAAGUGCUUUCCCGGUCGUCAAAGAAAAAGAUGGGGUGGGUGCACCCUGAUAUAAGCUUGGAGGAAAUGGUGAAACUGACAAAAGGGUUUGUAGAUAUACUGAUUCUAGCAUCUGGGUAUCAGUCUUCUGGUCGUAUUGCCCACUGGGACGCCCAAAACAUCAAGAAAAUCUUCCACUGGGGCCUCUUCUUCGAAAAUGUGUUUAGCCGUUUGAGUGGCUCAGAUGCUUACCAAGACUCGGUGGAGGAACUUGAUGCAGCUCUAUCUGAAAUGACUUCUGAUGCGUCUUUCCCUCAGGGUCUUGCACAUUUAUCAUCUACUACUCUUGCUAAGGCGCGUGGAUAUGUAUUAGAACAUCUUAUCCAUACUUUGCCUUUGAGGGUUGCACAUCUCAGAGAGUUUCUGACUGCAGUUAUUGAGAUGGAGCUUGAUGAGCUAUUAGAAACGGAGCAUGAUUGCCUAAAUGCAUAUCUGAAGAAAUUGACUCUGCAGAAUAGGUCACUUAUUUCAGUUCCAGAUGAGAAGGAUUUUUUGAAGGAUUCAGUUAUUUCAUCUCGGGAAAUGGCUCCAAUUAAGAAGAAUGAAAAAAGCAUUGGUGAUGAUCUUACAAAGUAUGCUCUGCAAGAGAUUUUGAAGAGGAAGUGUGCAGUGUCUUGCAUAUCAGCAGUAGAGACAGGCUUAGAUAUUAUUUUGAACACCAUAAGACAUAACAGUGAGUCUGACAAUAAGUUACUCAAUGAACAGCUAAAGCAUGAAAAAGCUCCAACGAAUGUAGAACCAUUACUGGAGUUUAUCACAUGGAAUCACUGGAAAUCAAGAAAUCUCUCAUAUUUUCUUGAUAAGAGAACUGUUAGAUUAGUCUCAGGUGCCAGCUUGAUAUUUUCUGCUCCUAAGGUUCAGUGGAUACAAGUUUUUCAGGGACUGAAUGUUUCAGCCAAAAGCAGUGAUAAUGGUUUUAGUGAAACAAUUGAGCUCUUGUUACUUGGAUGCAUUGCAAGCAGAUGGAAUUGUCUAAUUGAACAUUUCAUGCAUGUUUCGUAUUAUUCCCUUGCUAUCUCAGAGCAAUAUCAUGAGUUGUGCAGUUUAGUUUUUGGAAGAUCUCAAAGUCUUAAUUCUACAGAUGAAGCAAUGAUUUCAAAGGAAAGUAGCAUUCUUGAGUAUCUGACUGGAGUGCUGGGUGGUCAACUACAUCAACUAUGGAAAUUAUCCCCUGCCCUUGCAGCAGCUGCAAUUCCAUCCUGGUCACCAUUUUUAAGGUUGUAUUUGAGCGAAAUUGAGACUCAGUUCAAAGGAAAAUUUUCAAUGACAAGAUGCUGCAAUUGUUCUAAAGAUACGGAGGAACACAAGGACUGUGAACUUGCUGAGAGAAUUUGGUGCCUCUACAUCUUUCAUGUACUGGGCCCUCAUCUAAAGCAUGAUGCCAGUAGUGCUUGAUAGUUGGCUAGAUUACUUGCUCAAAAUGUCCAUAUGGAGAUGAGGUGACUUUCCUUUGGAGGAUACAGAUCAACAAAAGGGAAAAAAAAAAAAAAAUUUUAAAUUGCGUAAUAAAGAUACCCCAUGCAAUCUAAAUGCAAUGCGUAGGAAGGGAUGUGUUUCUGGUAUGUCGAACUUGAACUUGUUUAAAUAUCAUGAAUAUGAAUAGCUUACUAAACUUUUUAUUUGUGUUUUAUUUCAAUCUCAUGUUGAAAUCGUUUUGAUAAAUAUUUGCUUAAGUGGUUUGAAUUCUGUAUGCUAAAUUUAAUAUAUGUUUCAGUGAUUCUAAUUUUGUUACUUCCCUCAUAUUCAUUCCAUGUGCAGUAGUGAUUUGCCUCUGUGUGUUUGGUAGGUAGAAAGGAUUUUGUGUUGAAUUACUAUUUAGAGGAAGGUCAUGUUUGUCUGUCGUGCAUGUAUGUGUGAAAAAUCAAUUCUAUUUUAUGCCUAACAUUUCUUGUUCUGUAUCUACUACUAUCCUUAGAUAAGAUCUGUAUAUAUUUCUUAUUAAUUUUUUUUUUAUUCAUUUUAAUGCAUCAGUUAUCACUCUCUUCCAACGUUUUUCCUUUUACUUCGCAUAUUUUGUGGGCCUUCUUUAUAAAAAAAGCAUGACCAAACUUUCCAUGCAAAAAGCCAUAAAGUUAGAAAAAACUGAUGUGUUUAAGCAGGCUAUUUCAUAGGUAAUUUAGAUAUGGACGGUGUGAUGAUUUACGUAAGGAAGACCUCAUCCUACUGCUUUAGUGCUUUUUCUUUGGUGACUCUUCUGGGGAAAGUUUACCAUAUCUUUGAGUAAAAUAGAAGAAAAGAUCACAAAAAACAAACAGUGCCAACUUUUUUUAAGGCUAUCUAUUCAAAAAAGUGCUCAAUCACCACUACUGAUGCUACAUCACUAAAGCCAAGUCUUCAACACUCUCUCUCUAAGCUGGGGCCGUUUCUGACUGGGGAAAAGCUAAGUUGGAUGGAUAGAUGAUGAUAAAGGGUCCUUUCUCUAAUGGAAUGGUGACAUGUAUGAUGCAAUGCUUGCUAUUAAAAGUUGACAGUUACAAGUUGGAAGUGUAAUCUUUAUGUUUUCUCUGGAGUAUAAGACUCUUGGUGCUUCACUACCUCUAGUUCUAGCAAUACAAGCCCUCAUUGAAAUUAGUGGGAAUUUGGAGCUAAAAUGAAAAUAUCAACCAUGUGUAGCUUCAGGAGAAUGCAGUUCUGGAAGUUGAGGAAGAGAAUUGCAAGUGCUGGGUCUGGAUUCAGACUUUUGAGUGGCAAAACAAGAGCACCAUUGGAUUGUUGCCAUGGAUCAUAUGUGUUGAGGCAGUUGGUUUGGAAGUUCAAGUCACAGUGGAAGCAAGCUUUGAAUCAGCAAAGGAGCAGUGCACAGUACAGCUAUGAUCUUCACAGCUAUUCUCUGAACUUUGAUGAUGGUUUGCCUCAUGGUUUCAGAUGACUCUUCUUUUUCCCUUUUAAAUAAGUAAUAGAUUACUUGCCCACAACAAGCAAUAAACUGUUCCAAAUUUUUUUUUUUAAAAUUGUUUCAGAGGCCAUUUGAGGCAUAUACUGUGCACAAUGUUUGAUUGAAGAUAUUGGAAUAAUAUGUGAAUAAAAGAAUUCUUAAAGUUAUGCAAGUUUGUUAUCAUGGCAGAUUGUUAAACACCAACCUGUAUCUUUUAUAGCACCAGUGUAACAGGUUGACCAUCAAAACAUACUGAUGCAGUAUUAAAGCUCCACCAAAUGCAUCGCAGAAAUCAGUUUUAGACUACUAGAAGUCAGUUAGUUUGCUAAAAUUGGAAUUGACAGGUUGACCAUCAAAACAUACUGAUGCAGUAUUGAAAGCUCCACCAAAUGCAUCGCAGAAAUCAGUUUUAGACUACUAGAAGUCAGUUAGUUUGCUAAAAUUGGAAUUGACAGGCUAUUUCAUAGGUAAGAUAUGGACGGUGUGAUGAUUUACGUAAGGAAGACCUCAUCCUACUGUUUAGUGACUCUUCUGGGGAAAGUUUACCAUAUCUUUGAGUAAAAUAGAAGAAAAGAUCACAAAAAACAAACAGUGCCAACUUUUUUUAAGGCUAUCUAUUCAAAAAAGUGCUCAAUCACCCCUACUGAUGCUACAUAACUAAAGCCAAGUCUUCAACACUCUCUCUCUAAGCUGGGGCCGUUUCUGACUGGGGAAAAGCUAAGCUGGAUGGAUAGAUGAUGAUAAAGGGUCCUUUCUCUAAUGGAAUGGUGACAUGUAUGAUGCAAUGCUUGCUAAUAAAAGUUGAAACUUACAAGUUGGAAGUGUAAUCUUUAUGUUUUCUCUGGAGUAUAAGACUCUUGGUGCUUCACUACCUCUAGUUCUAGCAAUACAAGCCCUCAUUGAAAUUGGUGGGAAUUUGGAGCUAAAAUGAGAAUAUCAACCAUGUGUAGCUUCAGGAGAAUGCAGUUCUGGAAGUUGAGGAAGAGAAUUGCAAGUGCUGGGUCUGGAUUCACACUUUUGAGUGGCAAAACAAGAGCACCAUUGGAUUGUUGCCAUGGAUCAUAUGUGUUGAGGCAGUUGGUUUGGAAGUUCAAGUCACAGUGGAAGCAAGCUUUGAAUCAGCAAAGGAGCAGUGCACAGUACAGCUAUGAUCUUCACAGCUAUUCUCUGAACUUUGAUGAUGGUUCGCCUCAUGGUUUCAGAUGACUCUUCUUUUACCCUUUUAAAUAAGUAAUAGAUUACUUGCCCACAACAAGCAAUAAAUUGUUCCAAGUCUUUUUUUUAAAUUGUUUCAGAGGCCAUUUGAGGCACAUACUGUACACAGUGUUUGAUUGAAGAUAUUGGAAUAAUAUGUGAAUAAAAGAAUUCUUAAAGUUA